Messenger RNA from Taeniopygia guttata (zebra finch), 789 nucleotides. It is a transcript of the gene POLR2L, whose product is annotated as RNA polymerase II, I and III subunit L. Gene Ontology annotation, biological process: transcription by RNA polymerase II; tRNA transcription by RNA polymerase III; transcription by RNA polymerase I. Gene Ontology annotation, cellular component: RNA polymerase II, core complex; RNA polymerase III complex; RNA polymerase I complex. Gene Ontology annotation, molecular function: DNA binding; zinc ion binding. The record is from RefSeq and is marked provisional. Lineage: Eukaryota; Metazoa; Chordata; Aves; Passeriformes; Estrildidae.
GGCGGCCAUCAGCAGCGGAGGAGGCGCGCGGUGCGAGACCGGGGCCGGGACCGGGAUCGGGAUCGGAAUCGGGACCGGGGUCGGGGUCGGGACCGGGACCGGGACCGGGACCGGGGUCGGGGCUGGCGCCGGCCGCUCGCUUCCAGGGAUCCCUCGGGACCGGGCUCCGCCGCCUGAGCGCGGUGGCGGAGCGCGGUGUGGGGGUUCGGCGGGGUUUGACGCGGUGUUGGUGUCGUUGCAGCCACGGCGCAGAAAUGAUCAUCCCGGUCAGGUGCUUCACGUGCGGCAAGAUAGUGGGGAACAAGUGGGAAGCCUACCUUGGCCUCCUGCAGGCGGAGUACACGGAAGGAGAUGCCCUGGAUGCCCUUGGCUUGAAGAGAUACUGCUGCCGCAGAAUGCUCCUCGCCCAUGUGGAUCUGAUUGAGAAGCUUUUGAAUUAUGCACCCCUGGAGAAAUGAGAUGGAAAAAGCACUGUGCUGCAAGCCAUGUGGAACAUAUCUCUAAUUUAAACUUGAAACUGGACUUCAGGCAGUAAAGGAUGAAAGCCAACUGUAGUGCAACCAUCAAGAGAUGCUUAUCUUCUGGAUAAAACACUGCCCCAAGCCACUAACCUCUUUCAAGGAAACAAAGGAAUGAUGAAGUCCACUUAAACAAGAUCUAGAGAUUAAAAGUUUGGAUGCUUGGAGUUGUGAGCUUCUAGAUGCUUCUGCUAGUAAAACCAAAUGUUUGUCCAUGUAGAAAAACUAUUAUAUUUCAUUAAAAUGUUGAAAUAAAGGAGGUUUUUCCCUU